Auanema sp. JU1783 is the source of this 594-nucleotide messenger RNA. The record is from the annotation of a GenBank genome assembly. NCBI's taxonomy places the organism in Eukaryota, Metazoa, Nematoda, Chromadorea, Rhabditida, Rhabditidae.
AUGGAAAAAUUCCGAAAGGAUAGGUUCGAGGAUAAUGACAGUGAGAGUGAGGAAGUGUUUUCUCCCAGGUCAAAAACGACAAUGAUGCCCGAAUCGGAUUCAUAUAAUGAAGGAACUAAAUCCAGUUCGGCUAGAAAGAAAAAAAGAAUGACCAGGCGUCAUCGUACUACAGCAAUGGAAAUCGAUCCACAAACUUCUACCAAAAAAGAGAAAAAAAUGGAGUUGGAUGAAGGAGAAGAAUCGCAUAUAUCUUCAAGUGAUGCAGAAGAAGAAUUCGGAGGUGUUGAUGCUGAUGAUGAACAAAGUGAUUGGGUCGGCUAUUCUGGGGAGGGAGAUUUUUUUGAUACCCCGGAUAGGAAACACAGACGCACCAAUUCAAAAAGUCAAAUGUCGCAAUUACAAAAACGUCUUGAGAAGUUCGCUUUAGAAGGUGGUAAAGGGGAAAUGGGUUUAGAAUUCAAAAUGAGAGACCGUCCGAACUCUGCGCAUUUCAACCGUAUGUUAUUACAGUAUCGCUUAGAAGUUGUCAAACGCCAACGAGGUAAUGUAGUCUUGAGACGUAAACUUAAUAGCUGCUCAGCAGUAAAAGAAUAA